Molecule: messenger RNA, 428 nt
Organism: Dermatophagoides pteronyssinus (European house dust mite)
Lineage: Eukaryota; Metazoa; Arthropoda; Arachnida; Sarcoptiformes; Pyroglyphidae
Source: RefSeq, a predicted model, not a curated record
GUUGUUGAGUGACGACGACGAAACUUGACCAAAUUGAACAAGUUUUCAAAUGUUCAGACGAUCAUCAAGCCAUACAGAAUGAUGAAAGGAUCAACAUUGUUGUUAUUAAUAUUAUCAUUGCUGUGCUAUAAUGGUGGUCAAUGUAAUAAAGAGAAAUCAUCGUCGUCGUCCAAACCACGGUUAUUCAAUGGCGAUGUAGAAUUUGUAACACUUUAUUUUCCAAUAAACCCAAUGGUACAAUUAUUAUAUGAAAAAGGCUAUAAAGGGGGUUAUGGUACACGUUAUGAAGACUUGAAUCGUGGCAUUAUCAAAAAUAAAAAAUAUCCAUUCAAAUUUUAUCGGCCACCACCAUCGCUGGAUAAACGAAGCUUAAUUGAUUGAUUCAUAGUUCAUGGUUCAUUGGAAAGUUUGACCGAAGAUGAAAUCCA